This is a messenger RNA of Salvelinus sp. IW2-2015, 960 nucleotides long. The record is from RefSeq and is a predicted model, not a curated record. Lineage: Eukaryota; Metazoa; Chordata; Actinopteri; Salmoniformes; Salmonidae.
AUGCUCCCAAGGAACUACACAAGUGUGUCAGAGUUUGUGAUCGUGGGAUUCCCGGGGCUCCAUCCAUCCUUCAACCAGCUGGUGGCCUGGUUCUUCUUCUUCAUCUAUGUGACCACGGUGGUGGGGAACAUCCUGCUGGUGGUGCUGUUUGCCCUGGAGCGCAGCCUGCAGAAACCCAUGUACAUCAUCAUGCUCAGCUUAUCCUGUUCAAAUGUGUGCUUCUGCACGGUGUCCCUUCCCAAAGUGAUAGCUCGGUACUGGUGGGACGACGCUGGCAUCUCUUUCUAUCUGUGUCUGAUACAGAAACAAUUCAUCCACUACUUUGGAGCGCUCACCUCUCUCAUCAUGAUGACCAUGGCUAUGGACAAAUACCUGGCUAUCUGCUUCCCUCUCAGGUACACAGAGCUGAUGACCAACAGGACCAUGUCUCUCCUAACAGCACUGUCCUGGGUGUCAGCCAUGAUAUCUCCAGCCAUCACCACCAUCCAGUCAUCCCAGAUGCCUUUCUGUGGGCCCAACCGCAUCAUCCACUGCUACUGCGACUCCACAUCUUCACAGUCAAGUAUCUUCUCACUAGCCAUGUGCGUGCCUCUUCUCCCCUUUGGCUUCAUCGUCUUCUCCUACGUCAACAUCAUCGUCACCGUGAUGCGCAUGGCUAACACAGGUCAAAUUCUGGAGAGUCGGUGGAAGACCUUCUCCACCUGUAGUUCCCAGCUGUGUAUCAUCUCUCUGUACUACGUCCCCCGGUGCUGUGUCUAUACCAGCAGCAUCCUCAACUUCUCCAUCAGCCAGGAUUUUUUUUUUUGCCUAAUCUUAUUCUACAGUCUGCUGCCGCCCCUCCUCAACCCCUUCAUCUACUGCCUCCGUACCAAGGAGAUCAAGGCUUCCCUGGCCAAGUGGGCCUACMGAGKGCAGUCCAACGCACAUCACAAACCCUCCAUCCACCCCAUAGCCUGCUGA